Arvicanthis niloticus (Nile rat) is the source of this 4574-nucleotide messenger RNA. NCBI's taxonomy places the organism in Eukaryota, Metazoa, Chordata, Mammalia, Rodentia, Muridae. The record is from RefSeq and is a predicted model, not a curated record.
AUGGACGCGGAGUACCCUGCGUUCGAGCCGCCGCUCUGCAGCGGCCUCAAGCAGCUCUGCCGGCGGCUGCAGGAGGCGUACCGCGAGCUCAAGGAAGACCUCGCGCCAUUCAAGGAUGAUCGCUACUACAGGCUGGCACCCAUGCGGCUCUACACGCUCUCCAAACGCCACUUUGUCCUCGUGUUUGUCGUCUUCUUCAUCUGUUUUGGACUGACCGUCUUCGUCGGCAUCGAGGGACCCAAAGUGAUCCAGACCUCGCCUGCUAAUUGUUCACAGAAUAAUAGCAAAAAGCUAAAGUCAGUUUUCCGUUCAAACCCGCUGUCCACAUAUAACCAACAACUAUGGCUGACAUGCAUUGUGGAGCUGGAACCCUCAGAAGAAACAUCUAUCCAAACCAGCUUCUCCAUGACUGUGAAAGUCGAUGGUGUGUCUCAAGAUGGAACCACAAUGUACAUUCAUAACAAGGUUCACAACCGGACGAGGACCCUCACAUGCGCAGGGAAAUGUGCAGAAAUCAUCGUGGCCCACCUUGGCUACCUGAAUUACACGCAGUACAGAGUGACUGUGGGAUUUGAGCACCUGAACCAACCCAUCAAGGAGAUGAACUUCACAUGGAAGACAUACAACCCUGCGUUUUCCCAGCUGGAGAUCUGGUUCCGCUUCGUGUUUGUGGUCCUCACCUUCAUCGUCAUUUGCCUGUUUGUGCAUUCCCUGCGCAAGUUCUCCAUGAGGGACUGGGGCAUCGAGCAGAAGUGGAUGUCCGUGCUCCUGGCCCUGCUGCUGCUCUACAAUGACCCUUUCUUCCCGCUCUCCUUCCUGGUGAAUAGCUGGUUCCCGGGGAUGCUGGAUGACUUCUUCCAGUCUCUGUUCCUGUGUGCCCUGCUGCUCUUCUGGCUAUGUGUGUAUCAUGGGAUACGGGUCCAGGGAGAAAGAAAAUGUUUAACUUUCUAUUUGCCUAAAUUCUUCAUCGUUGGACUGCUAUGGCUGGCCUCUGUUACGCUGGGAAUAUGGCAGACAUUUAAUGAAUUAAAUGAUCCCAUGUACCAGUAUCGGGUUGACACUGGGAACUUUCAGGGCAUGAAGGUUUUCUUCAUGGUUGUGGCCGCUGUAUACAUUUUAUACCUUCUAUUCUUGAUAGUGCGGGCGUGCUCCGAGCUCCGUCAUAUGCCUUACGUGGAUCUCAGGUUAAAGUUUUUGACCGCGUUGACCUUUGUAGUGCUUGUUAUUAGCAUCGUCAUCCUCUACCUAAGGUUUGGAGCACAGGUGCUGCAGGACAACUUCGUAGCAGAGCUGUCCGCUCACUACCAGAGCUCAGCUGAAUUCCUGUCUUUCUAUGGCCUGUUGAACUUUUACCUCUACACGCUGGCCUUUGUAUACUCUCCUUCGAAGAAUGCUCUGUACGAGUCCCAGCUGAAAGACAAUCCUGCAUUUUCCAUGCUGAACGACUCUGAUGAUGAUGUGAUUUACGGGAGUGACUAUGAAGAAAUGCCUCUGCAGAACGGCCAGGCCAUCCGUGCCAAGUGCAGGGACGAGUCGGACAGUGACUGAGCCCUGGGCAGCAGAUGGGACAGCAGGGGGCUAGAGGCCUGCCUGAGUGGUGCGUUCUGGCCCUCUCUUCUUCUGUUUGUGUCUGGACUCCUCUGCACGCAAAGGUUUCCUGUUCCUUAUUUGUUUACAUAUUUUUAAAAGAAAAACCAAAUGGAUUGAAAUAUAGGGCAGAGUUUGCUGUGAGGGUCGCCCCACUAUUUAAGAAAAGGGGCUGACUGGUGGAGAAUUCAAAGGCAUAUCCUUUACAUCGAUAAUCAGGUGAAAUGGAGCCUGUAUGCAGUCAUGAGGAGAAAUUACCCAUUUUUAAUAAAACAAAUUAUGUACUUUUUUUUCCUUUUUAAAAAGCAGUUGAGUCUGUGGGAGGCCUGAUGACCAAGGUCUCAGUAUGGCAGUGACAACUCUUUCCUCUAUGUGGCACCGUUCUUGUGUGCUCCACCCUCAAGGGAAGCCUAACCCUUGCCUGCCUCAGGUGGGAGAUCUGCGUCCAUCUUCUCCAGCACAUGGGGUGAUGAGUGUGCUGACUUCCAGGCAUCUGCAGUGAGGCUUUGAUUGUGAUUGGUGAGCACAUACAAGGUCAUUUUCAGGAAUGGCGGGUGGUCAGGUUCCUGUCCGUCAUUGCCCUUGAGCAGAAGUGACAGCGAAGUUGAGCUCAGAGUGGGCUGGGAGCCUGGAGGAAGCUAAGGUGGCUACAGGCCAGUAGCUAUGGGCAAGGUCCUUGUGUCAUGGUGCUUUCGGGGUCUGUGUACAGAUAGGAUUGGGUCUCCCUGUGCUCAAGGUGGAAAACGGGAUGGCCCUUCCCAGUCCAAGAGUUUCUGCAUUUCCACUGAGUAUGAAACCCCCAGAGAACUCUAUUUUUUUUUUAAAUGAAAGCUACAUGAAAUACAACUGUAUUAGAAAUUCUUUAUUGCCAGAAAGACUUCCUGUUUAACACUAGAAACUAAAAGAAAGAGAAAGUAAGGCAUUUUGGGUGGCUGUAGAGACAGCGUCAGAUGAGAGAGCGUGCCCCGAAGUCAGUCUGUGUCUGCAGUGUUGCUCUGAAGAACAGAUGUCACCUGCACUGGUGAUGUUCAGCAUUGGAAGUCCUGAGGGCCACUGCCUUCCCUCCCGCUCCUUGCAGUUUCCCCACACAGAACGUCUCUGUGAACACCUGGUAAAGGUCGCCAUCCUGCCUGCUUCUGUCUUGGCAAAUCCAGAGGCCAGGUUCAGGUAGAUCCUCUUCAGGCAACACCACACUCCCUUCAUCUAUGCACCGACUCAGAUUUCUGCUCUGAGCUGCAGGUUACUGUCUCUGUGGGCCGGACUCCAGGAAUGGCAGAGGCUCUUCAUUCUGCCUGUCUUCUUAAACUUCAACAUACUUUAAUAUGGAUUCUAUGUGCAUUGUUUUAAAAAACAAAAACUUGUAGAUAUGAAUGUUGGAAUAGAACUGUCAUUGCAAGGGUAAUGGGUUUACAUGAUUUUUUACACUUGCUGUGAUCACUGUGUCUGUUUGCAAAGAUAACAGAAGGGUUUGUUUCCAUCCCUUCCCUUGUAGCUACCACUGCAGCUGGCAUUUUAUGGACACUGACUUGUGCUGAUCCCAAGAUGUUCCAAUAUGUGAGAGUUUACAUGUUUUAAUCAUUAUAAAUAAGUCUCCAUGGUUUAUAACACUAUUUAUCAGUGUAAGAUAUUUUAAGCAUUUAAAGAACAGCAUCUGAAGUACAGACUUCAGAACCUUUAAAAACUGCCCUGUAGUAUAAUUAUAAGCUGAUCCUCGUGUCUAUAAAACUAAGGGAAUUUUUUUGGCUGUUGAAAUAGGAAUUACAAAGAAGCACUCCCUACUGUCGUGUCCAUCACGUAUUAUAUGCUGGGUAAUGCUCUGUUUACAGACUAAGACUUGAGUGUGUAGGUGGAAGCUGGGGUGUUAGGUUCAAACACUAAACUCCACCGGGGACUUUCGAUAGUAACCAGAAGACUGUUUUGUUCUGAGGAGAUUAAAAUUUUGUAAACCUAAGUUUACAAAGUUAUAAAUUCAAAGGGCUGACUAGUUCUUUCAGGGUAAUGGUUUGAAUCAUACUGUCUUUGGGGUAUUUUUUAUAUUGGUCCAAUCCAGGGCAACCUGGAAAGUGAUGGCUCCCAGAUUCCCCUGAGAGAGCUUCAUUAUCCCUGUGGAUAGUAAAUCUGCUUGAUUUAUUGUCAAAUCAUUGCAGCAGUGAUUUGGUGCCUUCAAGCCCCAUUUGAAAGGCUAGAGAAGAGGGUAUGUAAACUUACAUCUGAGGCUCUCGAGGCAGUCCCUUGCACACUUACAGACUGAUGUAGCCUAGGUGUGUAAAGCCAGCCAUCUGAGGCUCUCAAGGCAGUCCCUUGCACACUUACAGACUGAUGUGGCUUAGGUGUGUAAAGCCAGCCAUCUGAGGCUCGCGAGGCAGUCUCUUGUACACUUACAGACUGAUGUAGCUUAGGUGUGUAAAGCCAGCCUGCAGAUGAGCAGUUUAUAAAGCAAGUUUCACUAGCCUCAAGUGCUGAACCAGCGAAGGCGCCGUUAGGAUCAACAGGUUCAAAUAUGGUUACUGAUCUUUAUAGGAGAAACACAAGCACCCACUAAAGGGAGAACUAAGUCCCUCCAUGAGGAACAGACCUGAGACUUGACAUGUAUUUGUAUAUUUGAGGGUUUGCCUUAGUGGUUAGAUUGGGGGGGGCAGCCCCUUUUUUUUUUUUUUUUUUCCUCCCCAGGCCAAAGGGAAAUUGAUUUCGCCAGACACCUUGCUGAACGUUUCUCUUGGUGGUUUGGGUGCUUAGGUGCUACCAUUCUAUGAUAUAUCCUGUGACACAGAACAGGUUACUUCCAUUGUAUGACAGAGGGAUUUUCUGCUUCUGAAAACUACCUUUUUACAAAUGUCUGUAAAUAUCUGUCAAAUAAAAACACUAACCUCUAAGUCCAGAAGGAACACUGUUUGAACAAUCAGCAGAACAGUGGUGCCUGAGCAGUCAGUCAAAGAAUAAAUGCUUAUUUAUGAAAAACUAAAUAAACUUCACAUUUUGGGAUUUUA